This is a messenger RNA of Cuscuta epithymum, 865 nucleotides long. The record is from the annotation of a GenBank genome assembly. NCBI's taxonomy places the organism in Eukaryota, Viridiplantae, Streptophyta, Magnoliopsida, Solanales, Convolvulaceae.
ACCAAACUCUGAUCUACCCACCCAUCUUUUGAUAAUAGCAACAAUCAAUCUCCUUUGAAGCGGCGGAAAAUGUCUCUGGUGACGGAUGAGAUAAGGCGCAGCGCCACAGAGUUCUACGAGGGAAACGAACUCUGCCAGGAGAAGUCGAAGGUGCUGCUGAGAGAAGUGGGGCUGCCCGCCGGGCUGCUGCCCAUGGAGGACAUGGAGGAGUGCGGCUACGUCAAGGACACCGGGUUCGUGUGGCUCAAGUCCAAGAAGAAGACGGAGCACAAGUUCCAGGAGAUCGGGAAGCUGGUGCAGUACGGGUGCGAGGUGACGGCCCAUGUGGAGCAGAACAAGAUCAAGAAGCUCACGGGGGUCAAGGCCAAGGAGAUGCUGCUGUGGGUCACCAUCAGCGAGAUCUCCGUGGACGACCCGCCCACCGGGAAGAUCUACUUCAAGAGUUCUCUCGGCGUCGGUAAGACCUUCCCGGUUUCCGCUUUCGAGAUCCCGGAGGAGGAGAAGAAGGAGGAGAAGAAGACAACGGAAGUCAAGGAGGUGUAAUGAAGGGUAGUUAUUUGAAGGCCAGGGUAGUUACGUCCAUCUUUUGAAGGGUAGUUCGAUAUCAUUAUCCCAGAAAAUCGGAAAAUGCAUCAUCAAGCUCGGAUCUGUACGCGCGUCCUAGCUAGUUCUCCCUGUUCUGUUUUAUCAAGUCAUUAUAGAGUCAUAAGUUCUUUGCUGUUUCUGUUCAUCAUAAAAUAUAUUCUCAUCAUACCAACUUACAAAAUAUUCUCCAUCCCCUUUAACUCUAUGUAUUAAAGUUACUUUUCAAGAUGUCCUUAAUAAUACUUUCUAUAUUUCUAUUGUCCUCGUCCCUAAAUUAACA